AUGACAACGAAGAUUUCGUGCGCUCCGUGGAGAGCCACGCGCGUUGCCGGCGAAAGAGGCUCGAGCUCCGUCAACGACAUAUUGCUAGAAGCUUCGGUGGGUAACAUACCUGUCUCAACCGAAGCAAUAGCCAGCGCUUGCGAGGACGCCGCGACUGACGUCGAGGAAGUCAAGUUCAUUCCCGAUCUCGACUUCUGGGACCCGACGGCGUCCCGCCUGCGGAAGAAUGUCACGCCAUCGUUCCAAUGUCUGCACCAGAUCAGGCGCGACGUAAUGGACCUUUACGCUAAGCCUAUUCCCGGAGUAAGCAUUGUACCUGAUGACAGAGACAUCACAAGAAUAUACGGCCUCUUGCUCGGGCCUGCGGGUACGCCGUAUGAAGGUGGAUUUUUCCGUUACUUCGUGAAAUGCCCACCAGACUUCCCAGCCCAUCCCCCUCGCGUCAAGCUUUUGACAACCGACGGCGGACGAGUAGGGUUCGCGCCGAACCUGAACGAAGACGAAAUGAUCUGCUUGUCUCUCGUGGGUACAUGGCCGGGACCCGUAUGGAGCCCUUACGAGCACAGUCUUAGGACGGUGCUGAUUGCCCUCAAGUCGAUCAUGACGGACGACCCAUUCAACAACGUCCCGGCUCUGGUAAGGGGCAAAGAAGACGAAGCCGGAGCAUACAAGGACUACUUGCUGCACGAGACCCUCAGAGUGGCCGUGAUAGAGGAGGUUGCGUCCGCCCUCCAUCCAGACUCCUCGUACAAGCCAGAGCACAGGAAAUUUAUUCUUGUGACAUUCCUGAAGUCCUACAAAGCACAUUUGCGCACCGUACGGCUCCAGAUACGGCGCAUGGUAAACAAAGGGAGAGAUCCGUUCAGAGGUCGCACGACCAGGUAUGAUUAUGAUUUUAUUCUUAUCCGCCUGGAGCGCUUGUACGACGCCGUGUCAGAGCUCAACGAGAAGGGCAUCUUCGACAAAAAAGUAGACUUAGUUGAAUACUUGAGGGUUCGUCUCCAUGGCCCGCCACGUUGA
Molecule: messenger RNA, 1020 nt
Organism: Rhipicephalus microplus (southern cattle tick)
Lineage: Eukaryota; Metazoa; Arthropoda; Arachnida; Ixodida; Ixodidae
Product: ubiquitin-conjugating enzyme E2 Z
Biological process (GO): negative regulation of apoptotic process
Cellular component (GO): nucleus
Molecular function (GO): cysteine-type endopeptidase inhibitor activity
Source: RefSeq, a predicted model, not a curated record